AUGCCGCGCUUCCUUCGUGAAGCCUCUCGUGAACGAAGUCCAGAUCUAACAACCACUUCCUCUUUCACAUCCACAUCCUCUCUUUCAUCUUCUUUAUCGACAACUUCUUUAAGUACGAGUGAAGUGGAAUCUACAAUGGUCGAGGAGCUCCAGCGACGUAAAGCCGCUUUUUUGGCACAUUUUAAGAGCAAUAGCACUUCGUUAUCAAGUACAGAUGAAGUGACAACACCUACAGCUUCAGAAUACACCUCUAGUCGGUCACUCGAUGUUGCAAUGACGCCACAAACUGGCGCAGACUCGAAAUGUCACGUCUGCAAUGUCUCUCUUCGAUUAUUACGGGUUCGGCAUCAAUGCCGGAACUGUCGACUUACUGUAUGUGGUGUACAUAGUAAGAACCAAGUGCCAUUGCCUCACUUGGGGAUUAUGAAGGAAGUGCGAGUCUGCGACUUGUGUACAAGGUACUUGGUGCAGCGUCGAGCGGGAUAUCGUAGUCCUAAAAGUUCAAGACCACGACACAAUUCUAAUCCCAGCUAUACGGAACGAGAGAGUGACCCGGAAGUGUCGCCUAUUUCUGAAAAGAAGAUGUUGAUGCCGUUAACUCCUCCAAAGGACAGUCUACCAUCAGUAGACCGGACGGCAAUUGCACCUGGAACACCUGAUGGCAAUAGCCGAGCAAGCUUCAGUUUGAACUCAAUGGGCAGCACUUUGGCGAGCAAUAAUGCCAAUGCAAUGCCUGGCAUUUUGUUUAGUUGCUUAUUGGAGGAACAGGACAACACUGUAGAUGAAAUCCUGUAUUUAGGCACGUUUACAAUGGGAGGACGGUCCCUCGCAAGUCGUCGUAUGAGCGCUAACGUGGCGUUGUGGAAGUGGAGAGUUUUCAUGCUGACGACAGCAGAAAUGCUGUGCUUUAAGGCGACGGGAUCCAUUACCGAUGACGAUUGCAUUCCUGUGUCGGCCAUGGCUUUAGGUGAAGUACGGUCGUCCGUUCAUUUGUCGGAUAUUCUACACAUCGAGGUCAACGAUCAGUUUCCGCGUAUUCUGACAGUAAUUCGCUCCGAUGGCCGAGUCUUUCGCGUACGUGCGCGCACGCCUGAACAGUGCACGGAGAUUGCGAAUACAUUGCGCAAGGCUAUGCAACUCUUUCAGGACGCUCUCUUUAAGCUGCAACGUGGUCCGCAGCCUGAGGACAACUCCAUUAGUUGUGUGACUGUCCAGCACGAGUCGUCGCUUCCCGAGUCCGUGAUAGCCAGCAACCCGGCCGUCGGCAAAACCUUCCGAGUUGAUAUGUAUCCCUCAAGUAUUCUCCGAUUUUACGUGAACGGCCCAUCGGCUAACGGUACAGCGCUUUAUUCGCGCGAGAUGCUCAUUCAUGGGGGUAAGGGCUGCUCGCCUGUUGUGGUAGAGGCCGAGCCAUUAGGAAACGGUCUACGCGACGAACAUGUGCUUUAUGUUGCCGUUAAAACUGAAAAGGCUUUGAGCAGUUCGGAAGGGGAGACCAACUGGCAUUUUUGGGGGCUUGCUUUAUUCUUUGUGGUAGUAGCAGCAGUCAUGAACUCAAUGGACAAAGGCUCUUUUGAACUUCUAGCGUGGCUGUCAGCGCUUGCUCUAUUCCUCACUCGCUUUCACGAGGGCAUCAGUUUGCUGCUAACGACCAAACGAUUUUCGAGGGCACAACAGUUGCGUGUUGAAUGUGUCAAAAUCACGAUGGGAAAGAGCGAAGGGUCAUCGGAGUGCAAUGAUGAUGGUCAAGACGAAGAGCUCGAUAGCCGUUUCCUCGCUGGGUGUGAAGGCGAUGUUGAGGAAGCAAAGGAGCGGUACGCUGCGACAAUGAAGUGGCGAAAAGAAAACGACGUAGACACGAUUUUGCUGCGUCCAUCACACGUGUACGCGGACAUGAAGGAGUGCUUCACACACUUUAUACACAAAAAGGAUCGACAAGGUCAUCCGAUUUCUUACGAGUUCCUUGGUGGCCAACGGAAGGCGCUGCACGAUUUCACGGGUCGUGGUGUUUCGGAAGACGAAGCAAUCAUGCACCACGUCCGCAUGAUGGAGUUCAUGUGGAACGUGAUCGACCCGCGGCCGUUCCCGGAGGGCAAUAUGCUUAAAGUGUAUGAUAUUAAAGGAAUCUCCAUGGUUGAUUUGUCGAGCGACGUGGUUAACUACACAAAGAAGUGGGGCGAGGUAAUAGCCACGUACAACCCAGAGCGGGUCUACCAGGUGUUUCUCAUUAACCCUCCAUCCUGGUUCAACCUUAUCUGGAAGCUCGUGUCACCGCUUGUCAAUUCGAAGACGCGUGAGCGUAUUCACGUGCUUCGUGGCCAAAAAGACAUUACUAAAGCGCUGCUGGAGUUUGUUGCACCCGAAAAUUUGCCAAAAGAAUACGGCGGAGAGUGCCAGUGUGACGGUGGGUGUUUCACGCACUCACCGGAAGAGAAUGACAUUCGUGAAUGGACCGAGUUCGUCAAUGCCAAUUUCCACGGGGACCCUCACGACCCGGUCCUUGUUGAUGGCUACAACAAACUAUGCGAGAAGUACCAGAAACAGUUGUUGCCUUCAAGUUUAAGCAUCGACGCUUCUGAAGUGCCUAAUGAGACAACGCUUUAG
This is a messenger RNA of Peronospora farinosa, 2604 nucleotides long. The record is from the annotation of a GenBank genome assembly. Lineage: Eukaryota; Oomycota; Peronosporomycetes; Peronosporales; Peronosporaceae.